Molecule: messenger RNA, 2499 nt
Organism: Diospyros lotus (date-plum)
Lineage: Eukaryota; Viridiplantae; Streptophyta; Magnoliopsida; Ericales; Ebenaceae
Exons: 13
Coding region: 123-2360 (745 amino acids)
Source: RefSeq, a predicted model, not a curated record
ACAGUCCAAGAGUCGGUGACCAUUAAAUGGGUCGCCGGUACGAUAUCGUCCCCAUUGCAGAGACUUUAGUCCCUCACAUUUCGGCUGCAAACUGUAGCGUUAUCUGAUUUUCCGGUGAACGGAUGGCUAACGACUUCUCCAGCUCCGUGGCGUACGGCCUGAAGCUGUCGAAGCGAAUUUACUACGGCAAGGAUGCGGCGCUGGCACCGCCGAAACCGGAGGCGAUGGAGGCGCCGGCGUGUUAUCUUCCGACGGCGCCGAUGGUGUACGCGGUGGUAUCGGACCCGUCGAUCGUCGAUAAUCCGGACGUUCCGAGCUACCAGCCGUAUGUCCACGGCCGGUGCGACCCGCCGGCGCUGGUUCCGCUUCACAUGCACGCGAUUGCGAUGGAGGUGGAUUGUUUCUUGGAUACUGCGUUCGUUACAGUCAGUGGAACUUGGCGUCUUCAUUGUAUUAUGGCUGGUAAAAGCUGCGAUUGUCGCGUAGCGAUUCCCAUGGGCGAGCAGGGUUCAGUUCUAGGUCUUGAGAUUGAUGUUGGUAGAAGAUCAUAUCAUACUCAAUUAAUCACAUUGGAAGAUGCAAGAGACUCAGAAAAGGUAGUGAAAGCCAAAGAUGGGCUCUUACUGAGACGCCAGAUAUAUACGCUAAAAGUUGCGCAGGUUGAAGGCGGAACAAAUCUUUUUAUCAAAGUCAAUUGGUCUCAGAAGCUAUUGUAUCAGGAAGGUCAAUUCUGUCUGAGUCUUCCAUUUAGUUUUCCAGCAUAUGUCAAACCUAUAGGUAGGAAGAUCAGUAAAAGAGAGAAGAUAGUGCUGAAUGUGAAUCCUGGAAUUGGGACUGAUGUUUUAUACAGAGCCAGUAGCCAUCGUCUAAAGGAAGUAAGACACCAGUUUGGGAAAUUAGGUGCCAUUUAUGAAGCAGAAGUUUCAAAAUGGUCCAAUGCUGACUUCUAUUUCUCAUAUGAUGUCUCUUCAAGGGAUAUAUUUGGUGGUUUGCUAUUACAAUCUCCAUCACUUCAUGAUGUUGAUCAGAGAGAGAUGUUUUGCCUUUAUCUUUUCCCCAGCAAUAGCCUGAAUAGAAAGGUUUUCAGAAAGGAAGUGGUAUUUGUUGUUGAUGCUAGUGGAAGCAUGCGGGAUUCCCCUCUCGAGAAUGCAAGAAGCGCUCUAUUGGCAGCCCUCUCAAAGCUCAAUCCUGUAGAUUCUUUUAAUAUUAUAACUUUCAACGAGGGCACUAGGUUAUUCUCAUCAUCAAUGGAGCUGGCAACCAAGGAGGCAACAGAAAAUGCCACUCACUGGAUUGGCAGAAAUUUUAUUGCUGAGGGUGGCACAAACAUUAUGCUUCCCCUAGAUCAGGCACUAGAGAUGUUGACCAAAACUUGCGAUGCUAUUCCUCUCAUUUUUCUUAUUACUGAUGGGGCUGUUGAAGAUGAAAGACACAUUUGUGAUGUUGUGAAAAGUCGCAUUGCAUGUAGAAGACCAAUUUGUCCUCGAAUUUACACUUUUGGCAUAGGUUCAUAUUGUAAUCAUUACUUCUUGCAAAUGCUAGCACAAAUUGGGAAAGGCUACUAUGAUGCUGCAUUUGAUGCAGAUUUAAUUGGCUCUCAGAUGCAAAGCCUAUUUGAAACUGCUUCGUCCAUCACUUUUGCAAAUAUCAAUGUUGACACUUUGGAAGACCUGGAUUCACUUGAGUUAUACCCAAAUCAUAUUCCGGACCUUUCCUCUGCAAGUCCAUUGAUUGUGUCAGGCAGAUACUGUGGGAAGUUUCCUGACCAUUUGAAAGCAAGUGGACUGUUACCAGAUAUGAGCGAUUUCAGUUUGGAUUUGAAAGUGCAACAACCAAAGGGGAUUCCUCUGGACAGAGUGAUUGCAAGGAGGCAAAUUGAUAUUCUCACAUCUCAUGCAUGGUUUUCUCAAGAUAAACAACUAGAAGAGAAGGUAGCAAAAAUCAGUAUCCAGUCAGGGGUUCCAUCUGAAUAUUCCCACAUGAUCUUAGUUCAGACUGACAAAGUAAAACAAGAUUCAGAUUCAGUUUCAACAGAAGAGAAGUUGGCUGACAAGAAUGACCAGAAGAUCAUUUUCCUGCGAAACGUAGGCCUUGGCUUUGGCAACUUGGUUGCAACUGCCGAGAAUCUUCCUCCGUUUCAAGAGGAAAAAUUACACGAAUCCUCGGAGAUCAUCGCGAAGGCUGCAGCCCGAUGUUGCGGUAGGUUGCUCGAUCGCUGCUGCUGUAUGUGCUUCCUUCAGACCUGCUCGCGGCUGAGCGACAGAUGUGCCGUAACUUUCACACAGCUCUGCACUGCUCUUGCCUGUUUAGAAUGCUUCAACUGUUGUUUUGAGCUCUGCUGCAAUUGUGACCUGUGCUAAAAGAGAGGGCCAUGCCCGGAUUGUAAAUGCCAUAUAUUGGCAGCAUUCGGCUGUUCCACUGCACAGCUGUUUCAUUGUAUAUUGUAGUGUGAAUUUUAUUUGCCUGGUACUGGUGGUUGCAGUAGAAAAUUGUGAUUCA